Terrapene triunguis (Three-toed box turtle) is the source of this 2305-nucleotide messenger RNA. It is a transcript of the gene CREB3, whose product is annotated as cAMP responsive element binding protein 3. The transcript has 9 exons. Gene Ontology annotation, cellular component: nucleus. Bases 1 to 1389 code for a protein of 462 amino acids. NCBI's taxonomy places the organism in Eukaryota, Metazoa, Chordata, Testudines, Emydidae. Gene Ontology annotation, biological process: regulation of transcription by RNA polymerase II. The record is from RefSeq and is a predicted model, not a curated record. Gene Ontology annotation, molecular function: RNA polymerase II cis-regulatory region sequence-specific DNA binding; DNA-binding transcription factor activity, RNA polymerase II-specific.
AUGUCGUGCCCAGAAGAGGUGGUUGCCUUGGCAGACGAGGAGCUGCUCAGCUUCCUCCUGGCAGAUGAUGCUCCCUGUGCAGAGUUCUCGGGGGACAACGCCAACCUGCUGGGAGACUGGGGUCUGCUGGAGCCCGAGCUCCUGAAUGACAAGGAGGUGGAGGACUUUCUCAGCUCCCUGCUGAGCCCCUUUGUAGAGGGGCCGAGUGCCUUGCAGGGUCACUCGCCUCUCGACAGCGAUAGCGGCAUCUCCGAGGACCAGAAUCCCUUCCCCAGCCCCAGCAGCUGGGAUGCGUCUCCGGCCAGGGACCUCGCCUCCAGCCCUUUGAGCUCUGACAUCGUGCAGGUCGAACACAGCUACUCCCUCCAUCAGGACAGGGCGGCGCUGGAGAGCGUGAGAGCUGAGACCGCAGAAGGAGACAUCUCCAUUGACCUGGAUAUGUGGGGGGACUCGGGAAGUGCAGAGGAGACGCUGAUCGACGAGCAGAGUUCCAGCUUCCCGCUUGCUGUGCCCAUGGAUGACUUCAUGCCUGGGACCCCCAUACAGUUCGAUUUCCCGGAACUGAUCCUGACAGAAGAGGAGAAACAGCUUCUGGAAAGAGAGGGUGUCUCCUUGCCGUCCCACCUGCCCCUGACCAAGGCUGAGGAGCGGCUCCUGAAGAGAAUCCGUCGCAAGAUCCGGAACAAGCAGUCGGCCCUGGACAGUCGGCGCAGGAAGAAAGUCUAUGUGGAUGGCUUGGAGAGCAGGGUCGUCACCUGCACGGCGCAGAACCACGAGCUGCAGAAGAAGGUGCAGCUGCUGCAGAAGGAGAACAUGUCAUUGCUCGAGCAGCUACGGAGGCUCCAGGCCCUGGUGAGACAGUCCUCGACCAAAACUACCACCGCCAGCACCUGCGUCAUGGUCCUGCUCCUGUCCUUCUGCCUCAUUCUCUCGCCCAGUCUCUACCCGCUGGGAGCCAGAGUGCAGCAGGAGGGGUUCCGAGGAGUGCUGUCUCGGCAGAUCCGUGAGUACCCGAAUGAUGCGGCCCAGUUUCAGGCAGCAGCUGCCCAGCAGGCGGAGGGGCCUGAAACACAGAGGGAGCACAUAAUGGAGGGACUGGCUCUGGAAUCUGAGACGGCCCUGCUGACGGGCAGCCUCAAUCACUCCCGGGACGGGGGACAGAGCCCACCCAAAGCGGAGCAUGGCUCUGCCAUCAACAGCAACUCCUCCUCCGACCCUCCGCCAGGAGCCAGCUCUGAGCUGGGUCCCCCCCAGCAGCAGCCGGAGCAGCUUCCCGGGAAGGGCCCCUUGCACUCUGCGGAGCCGGCAGCCUGGGGGACUAAGAAGCAGGAGUGGGUGGAGCGCACCACCAGCGUCGUGAUCCAGCAGCACCGUGCAGAUGAGAUGUGAGCGCCGGGCGCCUCGCGCUGCCUGGCUGUGAAUGUGCUGGGAUCUGGGGCUCUGCCCACAGGAACAGCCAGGACAGCUCUGACUGAUCCUUAUCGACACAAAUGCUUCUAAACGCCCCUGAGCAGGUUCUGUCUCCCAACCCACCACACCUGAACUGGGGGUCAACUGGGCUCAGGGGUAGCUGCAGCGUGGAGGUGGGCACAGCAUGGAGAGUUGGUGCCAUGCAAUCCCUUCCCUCUCCAGCUCAAGCGCCUGCGUUAUUUAGUUCCCUGCAGCUGGACUGAGUGGGAAAACACUUUGAUUGGGCUGGGCCCCUGGGUCCGGGUGCCCUUAGCAAGUCCCGCAGCUCCAAGCGACCUGUCCCUUCCAGCAACACAAUGAUUCCCCAUCCCUCAGCGGGGCACGCCAAGCCCCUGUGCCCCGGGCUGCCGGCUGGAUGUGGUUCUGCCAAGGGACAGCUCUAAACGUCUCUCAUCGACUUCCCUGCUGCAGAGCCCCAGCUGCUGGGCUUGGCGAGGCUGGGGGCAGCUGCAGGCAGAGGGUCCCUGCCCCGUGCUAUCUGCUGCCUUCCUGCUGGCCAAGGGGUUGCUGAUCAUGAUCCCACGGAGGGGAGGGUGCUGCACUGCUGUAGGGGUGGAGGUGCAGAGCCCCCUGCGGGGUAGCCUCUGUAACAGGGCUGGUGGGGCUUGGGGCCCAUGGCAAUGGGGAGGGCCAGGUCAGCUGGGCCUCCUCUGUAAGUUGACCUCUGGCCUGCAGUCCUGGGCAGGGGCCGGUGUAACGCGGCUGAGCCAUGGGAUGAGGACUGCCAGCUGAGCCAGCAACAGCCAGGGUCUCCCUCCCACCCGGCCCCUAACUGCUACAGUAAUGGCUCUAUUAUAAUCAAGUGUAAAUAAAAUGGAUCCUCUGCUGGGCUGUC